Molecule: messenger RNA, 2691 nt
Organism: Myxocyprinus asiaticus (Chinese sucker)
Lineage: Eukaryota; Metazoa; Chordata; Actinopteri; Cypriniformes; Catostomidae
Gene: cbsa
Product: cystathionine beta-synthase a
Exons: 17
Coding region: 309-2075 (588 amino acids)
Cellular component (GO): cytoplasm
Molecular function (GO): cysteine synthase activity; cystathionine beta-synthase activity
Source: RefSeq, a predicted model, not a curated record
GGGCGAAUAACAUACGCCCUCAUUCCAGCCAAUCAGAUUUCGCACCCACACGUGGCCAAUUCCCAGGCCAGGUCACUUAAAAUGAUGGGACAGGUGGUGCUGUGUUCACUGUCAAAUGAGAUGAUUUUGCCCAGCUGUCUAUAGUGGAUGUUCGGCGCAGUUAUAAGCAAGCAUACCAGGGAAAGAAACAGACUUAUAACUGCUGAAAUAUCUGCAAAGCAUCUAACCCUAGUCCCACGAAACCUUCACAAACCCACAAACAUUUUUUGAGGACUGACAGAACAAUCAUAGGACACUAUAGAGGAAUCAUGCCUUCAGCCCCUUCCACAACAGAGAACAACACCCCUGUCUGCCCUUUUGCUGGUAAAAUUGACAAAAAUGGUGUAGAGAAAAAGUUUAACAUUUUGGAUGGUGAACAUGGACCCCUGCAACUUAAUAGUGAAACUGGGGUCACUGACCCAAAAUGGAUUCGUCCUGACCUGCCAAGCAAGUGUACCUGGACACCAGGGGUGUCUCAUGAAAAUUCCCCACAUUCACACUUCCCCAGGACAAAAGCUCAGAGCAUUCUGCCCAACAUCCUGAAGAGGAUUGGAGACACACCGCUUGUCCGAAUAAACAAGAUCUCUAAGACCUUUGGGCUGAAGUGCGAACUUUUGGCAAAAUGUGAGUUCUUUAAUGCUGGUGGUAGUGUGAAGGACCGUAUUAGUCUUCGUAUGGUGGAGGAUGCAGAGAGGGAAGGCAUCCUCAAACCUGGAGACACUAUCAUAGAGCCCACCUCAGGAAACACUGGUAUUGGACUUGCGCUAGCUGCAGCAGUGAAGGGUUAUCGCUGCAUCAUUGUCAUGCCAGAGAAAAUGAGUAUGGAAAAGGUUGAUGUGUUAAGAGCUUUGGGAGCUGAGAUCGUCCGAACUCCCACCAGUGCACGUUUUGACUCCCCAGAGUCCCAUGUGGGUGUGGCAUGGCGCCUGAAAAAUGAGAUUCCAAACUCGCAUAUCCUGGACCAAUACCGCAAUCCCAGCAACCCCCUGGCUCAUUAUGACACCACUGCUGAGGAGAUACUGGAGCAGUGUGAUAGAAGAGUGGAUAUGCUGGUUGCAGGGACUGGCACAGGUGGCACCAUUACAGGUAUUGCCCGCAAACUGAAGGAGAAAUGUCCCAAUAUUAAGAUUGUUGGAGUGGACCCAGAGGGCUCGAUUCUUGCUGAGCCCAAUGAGCUGAACCGGACAGAUAAAACCCAAUAUGAGGUGGAGGGUAUCGGAUAUGACUUUAUACCCACCGUCUUGGAUAGAUCAAUGGUUGACAAAUGGUACAAGUCCAAUGACGAGGAGUCAUUUGCCAUGGCCCGAAUGCUUAUAAGAGAUGAAGGGCUGUUAUGUGGUGGUAGCUCGGGAACAGCCAUGGCAGCUGCAGUAAAGUUUGCCAAAGAGCUGAAAGAAGGGCAGUGCUGUGUAGUUGUUCUGCCAGACUCUAUUCGCAACUACAUGUCCAAGUUUUUGAGUGAUAAAUGGAUGUUCCAGAAAGGCUUUCUGAGGGAAAAGGAUAUGAUGGUCAUUAAGCCCUGGUGGUGGAAUUUGAGAUUGCAAAGCCUGAACCUCUCUGCACCCCUUACUGUUCUGCCCACAGUCACUUGCCAAAAAACCAUCAAGAUCUUGAAAGAGAAGGGCUUUGACCAGGCGCCUGUCGUAGAUGAAGCUGGGCUGAUUCUUGGGAUGGUGACUCUGGGAAACAUGCUUGCUUCUGUGCUAGCAGGAAAGGUCAAGCCCUCUGACCCUGUCAGCAAAGUGCUCUACAAGCAGUUCAAACAGAUUCGUCUUACUGAUAAUUUGGGAAAGCUUUCUCGGAUCUUGGAAACUGAUCACUUUGCCCUGGUAGUCCAUGAGCAGAUUCAGUCUUCACAAACAGAAGGGAAGGAGAACACAGGGAAGCAGGUUUUUCCAGGCUCAGAUCUGACAGAUGGAUCCUCUAGUCUAAAGCAAAUGGUGUUUGGAGUGGUGACAGCCAUCGAUCUCCUCAACUUUGUGACCGCACGAGAGAAAAGAGAGCGGUCCAUGUCUGAAUCAGCAGAUGAAUUCUGAAUGCAUUAGAGGCCUUUCUGUCUUCUAACCAAUCUAUCUGAAUGCAAUGCACAUCAAAGAAUCACUUCAGAGAUAGUCAUAAGAUCUUAAUGCCCAAACUUGCACAAUAAGCUUGUGUUUGGUGUAACUAUAUUUUUUUUAUCAUGAAAAAGUGUACCACUUUGUGUAGUCUAACAGAUUUUACAACGAUAAUUGAAGGCAGCUGAAUUUUCAGCUGUGUCAUGGUACACAAAUUUCAACCAAAUUGUUCAGGGUGGGGUUAGUGUUAAAACAAUUAUAGAAAAUAGUACAGUAUUGUUUAAUGUUGUCAUAAAGCUGUUUUUCAUUUGCUUUCAUUGCUCCUUUUUAUUAUGAAAAGUUUGUGUAUCUGUAUAAUAUAAUUUAGAAGAGUGUGAUUUGACUAAGCUUAACAGUAUAAUUUUUUGUUUAAGUUGAUCUAGUUUAUCUAACUCUCAUACAUCAGUGGUUCUCAACUGGUGGGUCAUGACCAAAAAUGGGUUGCAGCACUGUAAAAAAUGAAAUUGCAUUUUAUCCAGCUUAUGGGGAUUUUUGAGUCACAGAAACUCAAAAUGUAAAUUACUUUGCAUCUAUAUAAAAACACAUGUUAGACCAACAA